This is a messenger RNA of Candida albicans SC5314, 1401 nucleotides long. RefSeq lists its product as uncharacterized. The transcript has a single exon. The coding region runs from base 1 to 1401 and encodes 466 amino acids. The record is from RefSeq and is a predicted model, not a curated record. Lineage: Eukaryota; Fungi; Ascomycota; Pichiomycetes; Serinales; Debaryomycetaceae.
AUGAAUUCUAGUAAACCCUCAACACCUGUGUCAUCACCAAAAGCACAAAAAGCACUUUCAAUUGUCGUACAAGAACCUCGACCACAACCAACUACCCCUCCACCACCAGCACAAAAACGUCAAACAACAUUUUCAAGUCGACAAACUAAACGACUGUCAUCUUCAUUUUUGAAUACCCCUGAACCCCAACAACAACUGUCACAACAACUGUCACAACUUUCAGUUUCAGGGGUAAGAGAUAAAGAAUUGAAUUUGGAUUCUCAGAUACCAUCACUACCGUAUACACCAUCGAGUAAACGUCGAAGUUAUGGGAUUUUUGAAUCACCAGUAGGUAGAUCUCCUUAUGGAGUAGCAUUAAGAACCCCUAGAAAUGAAGAUCAUGAUUCCCCUGAACAACGGCUGAAACGAUAUGGUAUUGUUGGAAGAGAUAAUGAUGGUGAUGAUGAUGAUGACAAUGAAUAUGAAGAUGAAGAGACACGUCACAAUUAUACUCCAAUGGGUAGUGUUGGUGAUGAUGAAGAUGAAGAGUCAAGACGAUUGAAAUUACAAAAAACCCCACAAUUCCAUUCUGCUAAACGAUUAUAUGAUACUUUAAAUUCGGUUAUGAUUAAUAAUCAAAAUAGUGCUCAUAAUAGAUAUAUGAAUGGAAUUAUAAAUAGUGGGAAUGGACAAUCAAUAAAUGAAAGUACCACUAAUGAUAGUGGUUCUAAUAUUAUUAAUAAAUCACCUAAUUUAAAAACAAAUCGACAUUCAUGGUCAGCAAAUGUGAAUUUACAAUUUUCACCAUCCAAAGCUCCACUACCACCUCCACCACAAUAUCAACAACAUAAAUUACCACCACCACCUCCACCUCCACAACCUAAAUUUACACCAUUAACAACAUCAAAUAGACAACCACAAAAUCAAGAAGGUCAAUUUUCACCACCACCACCACAACAACCACAACAACAACCAACAACACCAAGAUCAUCAUGGUCAAUAUCCUCUACACCAAUGGGAGUAGGAAUAGCAUCUUCCUCGAUAUCACCAGUAUAUUUACCACCACAAUCAUCACCAACAAAAUUAAUAAUAGAACCCAAUGAUGAAGAAGUAUCUGCAAAGGAUGCCAUAAGGAAAAUAAUUCAAAAAAAGAGACAUUCAGGUACAACAUCGAAAACUAAUCCUAGAACCACCACCACCACUACUACUACUACUACUAAUAAUAAUGCAGAUACUGUAGCAGCAGCUGCUAUGACACUAAAUUUCAAGAGUGGUGGUCAUGGUAAUAAUAAACAUAAUAGAAGCAAUUCUUAUAGUAUUAAAGAUGAAACUGAAGCAGCAUUUUCAUUAGUUAAAUUACAAACUGCAGCUGGUGAUGAUGGUGAUGAUACUGAAGAUGAAACUGAAGAUGAUAAAGAGUAG